Orbicella faveolata is the source of this 2750-nucleotide messenger RNA. RefSeq lists its product as uncharacterized. Gene Ontology annotation, molecular function: protein kinase binding. Lineage: Eukaryota; Metazoa; Cnidaria; Anthozoa; Scleractinia; Merulinidae. Gene Ontology annotation, cellular component: nucleus; cytoplasm. Gene Ontology annotation, biological process: regulation of mitotic nuclear division; regulation of mitotic spindle organization; activation of protein kinase activity. The record is from RefSeq and is a predicted model, not a curated record.
UCAAAUAUAAUUUAAAGUAGCCUUCUACAGUAAUUUCGUCGCUGGAUUUGUCUUACAGGAGCGACGAUUGAUGUUUUCGUGCAGAAAAGGCCUUGUUGAUCAAUUUUAGAUUCUCUCUUCCUACAAUGUUCUUUUCAACCUCGGCUGAGCGCCAGAUUCAAAAUUACUUUACAAAGCAGUUCGAUUUUUCGGAAUUUCAGUGUUUACAUCUAAACAUUUUCCUUUUUAUGUGAACGAAUAUUUGUUUUAAGCGAGUGCAAGAUGGUAGACAGUAUGUCUACAUGGUCCUCUUUAGAAAUAACGCGGAAUCCAUUCGACAGUGGCCGCGAAGAACGCACAAACUGUCCUGGAUUUAGCCCUUCGAUGUUCUCUAAGCAAGAAACCCCCGGGAGCCAGAAGAAACGGCGAAGUUUCAGGUGGUCAAUAGAGCAGAUUUCACGCUUGAAUCCUGCUGAUAUUGAUGAAUUUCCUAUUCAAGAAUAUAGCAGCACAUUUGAGAGGGAAGAAGAUGAAAUUGCCGCACAAAAAGCUGUUGAUGAGUACUUCUCUCAAAGUUCCAUUGUUCCAUCUCCAUGGACGCCAAACCAUGAAGCGAAACAUGUCAAGUUCUCUCCUCUGCCACCUGCUACUGCUUACAUUGAAGCUGAAAGUUCUGUGGAAUCCUCAUAUUCAUCUCCUUCCUCAACAAAUUGCAAAACAAAAGCAGAUGCAAGCAGCCAGACCAAGCUUUCGUUACCACCUGACUUUGAUUUACAAAACCAUCUUGGUUCAACUUAUUACAACGAGGAUGGCCUCAAUGGCAGUAAAGACAUUUCACUUUCGUCCCUAAGGCGGAAGCUUUUCAUGCAAGUAGAAAACAAAAAUGAUGCUGAGAAGGAUCCACUGGAAAUAAAAUCCAUUUUAAAGAGCCCCAAAAGUCCUGUUUUGGUAAGUAUUCUGUUGAACCCUUGUUACUUCUUGGGUGUUAUAAGCCAGGAUAGGGAGCAGGAUUAUGAUAUGGGAGCAGCUGAACUUAGUGUAGCCAAAGCAGAACAUGCUGAAAAUCCAAAUACUUCACUUGAUGAUGGUGGUCCUUUAGAAGUAUUGGCACUCUCUGUGAAAGAUGACAAUGAAGAAGAAGAGAAGGAAGUAGAAGAUAUUAAUAAUGAUGAUGAUGAGAUGCCACCAAAAAUCACAAUGGAGGACUUAGCUGAUGAUUUAGAUUCCUCAGAAGAGAAUGGUAAUGCUCAUGGCACAGACUCGCCACAGAUGAAGUUUGAAGAACUGACUCCUAGAGUAGAAGCAGUUCCUGAUGAGAACGCUGCCACAGAAGCUAUGGAUACUGGAAAUGUCAGACAUGAAAGCACAUCUGAUGAAUAUCCCAAAUUGCCACAGGAGAGUGGUAUGCAAGUUGAAGAUGUUGGCUCAAAGUUUAGUCAAGAACCCAAGAGUUAUGACCAUAGGAAUGAACAUCCAGGACUUAGGAAAGACAUUCCAAGUGGACAUUCUAUAGCUCCUAGCCACAGAAAUUGGCAAACAAGGAAUUACAGUACUACAGAAGGCUUUCAUAAAUCUAGUCACCUUAACGAACUUGAUGAGGAUGUUGUAAUGAUGAGAGCAAAAGCUGCAUUAAGAAGAGCCAACAGGCUCUCUCCAACUCAGGGUGUAAGCAGCUAUUCCUAUGAUCCACACAGUUUGACACUAUCUGAUUUGAGUUUAAAUGUAUCCUCCGCGUGGGAGCCGGUACGUAUGUCAACACCUUUAGCUCCACACCUCAGUACCCCAGGUAACUAUAGAAGUCGUAGAGAUCAUGACAGUCCUUACGGUUACAAGUCCACCAGUAAGUCACAUAGGCAUGAUAGUGCUGGCGUAACUUACAGCGAGGAAUCUGGAUUUGGUAGAAGUGGUGGAGACAUGGCAUCGCAUUACUCCCAUGGAGUUUCUGGGAAGAGACUAUCACCAGCUGUGGAGGACAUAAUCCGAAGAAGGAAAUUCCAAGGAGGUUUUGAAGGACGGUACCCACUGUCCACUUCCUGGAAGAAGUCAAGUUCCCCUUUGUUUUCUUCCAAGUAUGACAGCAAAUGGCAGCUUUCACACACUUAUCCCAUGUCAUAUGUGGAAUGGAAAGCUCUAUAUUGGAGGCCUCCAAGAGAUCAUUUCACAUGGAGAGAUCGCCAGUAUCAGACAAAUCAAUAUGGUUAUGAGUCAGACUUCAAAAGAUCACCAUGGCCACCAAGACCUGUCUCUUCAAAGCUGAUCUAUGGUUCACGUCCACUGUCUCCCCCAGUAACCUUUCCACCUGCUAAGGUUCCCAGGGCAGUUCCAGGGGGGUUUGUGUCCAAGAUUGCCUUACCUUCCUAUCAAGACAAUAGUGACAGUGGUUAUUCAGACUGGCAGCGAGGUGGCAGCCAAUGGGAAAACACAGUCAGAAGUCAACACAGUUUAAUGGGAUGUGCUGGAGAGUUCCAAUACUAUUAAUCAGAGACAAUACUGAUUUUACAAACUCUACACAUUGGAGGACUAAACAGCGUUAAAUGUUAUUGACUGAGUGGCAGGGCCAGACAGUGUUAUCGACUUAGUAGGAGGGCAACAACAUGUGCACUCAUCAAGUACCGUGGACAGGUCUAUAAAGAGAGUCGUACAGGGAGGGUCUCUUGCACAGUUCACGAACUGAAAAAAUAGUGAAUCAUAGAUCGCAGAUAUCAAAAUUUCAUUUUCCCAAAUCACGAAAAUAAGCAAGUAAAUUUGUACUCUUUUUAAUGACCUGCUCU